Penicillium daleae is the source of this 2124-nucleotide messenger RNA. RefSeq names its product putative protein kinase. The transcript has 4 exons. Lineage: Eukaryota; Fungi; Ascomycota; Eurotiomycetes; Eurotiales; Aspergillaceae. Gene Ontology annotation, biological process: positive regulation of transcription elongation by RNA polymerase II; transcription elongation by RNA polymerase II; protein phosphorylation. The record is from RefSeq and is a predicted model, not a curated record. Gene Ontology annotation, molecular function: RNA polymerase II CTD heptapeptide repeat kinase activity; cyclin-dependent protein serine/threonine kinase activity; ATP binding. The coding region runs from base 1 to 2124 and encodes 707 amino acids. Gene Ontology annotation, cellular component: cyclin/CDK positive transcription elongation factor complex; nucleus.
AUGGCUCCCCUCAACCAGAGUCUCCUCAUUCUGGAGGCCGAGGCGGCUGGAAAGGCCCGGCUGCACAGUCUGCGUCUGACCAUUCCCCCAAUCAUCGACGUGAGGGGCACUAUUCACAGAACGCCUCUGCUGAGCACUACCGCCAGAAUCACCAUGGGCCGUUCAAUGGCUCGUCUGAUAACCAUCCUCAACCCUCUCACAGUGGCCCACCCCGCCGAGGCGGACCUUCUGACCACCGAGGAGAUCAACCUAAAUGGCCAUUUCAAUAACUCGCAAUGGACUGCCUCCGGCUCUCAUGGUCGUGCUGGCCCGCCUAGCCUUCACGGCUCACAAACCCCUUCCACUCGGCCGCCGUCAGCAAAUGACCCGCAGUCUCCCCGUGUGGUUGAGCCUGAGAACCGGCCCAAGUCUGGUGGCAGGACCUUCCAAAGAGAUGAUGAUACUCGCGCUCCACCCGCAUCGGAAGAGUCUAUAAAACAAAAUAUGCCUCCUCCGAAUCGCGAACCACAGGUUACAACCCCCGCAGACAAGAGCGGAAAAUUCAGCUUUACCUUCAAGGCAAAAACCACGCCUACGCCUGCCCCAAAGCCUGUUCCAGAUCUUGCGCAACGAAUGCAAGUACGUGAGCCACCACCCCGCGUACCUGCAGCAGAUCCGCCGACCCCCCGUAAUCGGCUCACCAAUGGCCCAAUGCCUAGUUACAAACCCGAGCCUCGGUUUGACCGCCGGGAUCGGGGUCGGGACAGGGGUCGUGAUCGAGGUCGCGAUGCGCGAGACCGUCGGGACUUCCGGGAUCAGCGAGAACCGCGAGACUUUCAUGGUGAUAACCGGGAUCGAAGAGAGGACCGCCGGCCAGACAAUCGUCGAGACCGACGGAAGAACGACCGUCCCCCCGACGUCCGAGAGAGCCGUCGUAAAGAGCCAUCUCCGCAGCCUCCGCGAGAUGUACCGCCGAAGCAGAAAAAGAUCCUUACUCGUCUCAAACCCCGGCCGACCAUACCUGAGGAAUAUGCAAAUGCCGAUUCGGUUUACUACCGCAAGCCAGGCAAUGAGUCUGUCAUUGGCGCUGGUACAUACGGCAAGGUGUUCAAAGGCAUUCAUGUCUACACUCAACGCAUGGUCGCGCUCAAGAAGAUUCGAAUGGAAGGCGAAAAAGAUGGCUUCCCCGUGACUGCCGUGCGAGAGAUCAAACUACUCCAGCAUCUUCGCAACCACAACGUGGUCAGUCUGCUGGAGGUCAUGGUUGAGAGGAAUGAGUGUUUCAUGGUCUUUGAGUACCUCUCACACGAUCUGACGGGGUUGAUCAAUCAUCCCACGUUUUCUCUCACUCUCCCGCACAAGAAAGAUCUAGCCAAGCAGAUGUUCGAAGGACUAAGCUACCUUCACCACCGUGGCGUUCUUCACCGAGAUAUCAAAGCUGCCAACAUUCUGAUCAGCAACACUGGCCAGCUGAAAUAUGCAGACUUUGGUCUAGCGCGAUUCUUUUCCAAGAGCCGGCCGCUUGACUAUACAAACCGAGUCAUUACCAUCUGGUAUCGACCCCCGGAACUUCUACUGGGUGAGACUCGAUACGGUCCCAGCGUGGACGUGUGGAGUGCGGCAUGCGUGUGCAUGGAGAUGUUCACCAAGAAGGCUGUCUUCCCCGGCGAAGGUAGCGAACUUAGUCAGCUUGACAAGAUCUACAACACUCUGGGUACUCCAACACGGGCUGAAUGGCCCGACAUUGUGGAAAUGCCGUGGUUCCAGCUGAUGCAACCUGCCGAACGCAAGAAGCGAGUCUUUGAAGAUCAUUACCGCGAUAUCCUAACACCCGCCGCACUGGAUAUGAUCACGCAAGUCUUCCGGUAUGACCCUAGCAAGCGACCAAGCGCCGACGAAGUACUGCAGCACCCAUUCUUUGUGUCAGAGGAACCCGCCCCUCAUCAAGCUAUCGAAUUGGAGCAUGUUGAAGGGGACUGGCACGAGUUCGAGUCCAAAGCUCUGCGCAAGGAGGCCAGGCGAGCCGAGCAGCAGAGCCAGAAGGACCGGGAGAAGCGCAAGGCCGAGACAUCUGUUCCGACGAGUGAUCGGGACCCUAAGAGGGUUCGUGCCGAAGGGACUGACCAGACAUCUAGUCAAGCAUGA